Molecule: messenger RNA, 6379 nt
Organism: Drosophila pseudoobscura
Lineage: Eukaryota; Metazoa; Arthropoda; Insecta; Diptera; Drosophilidae
Gene: Gapvd1
Product: GTPase activating protein and VPS9 domains 1
Exons: 7
Coding region: 456-5768 (1770 amino acids)
Biological process (GO): regulation of GTPase activity; vesicle-mediated transport
Cellular component (GO): cytosol; endocytic vesicle
Molecular function (GO): guanyl-nucleotide exchange factor activity; small GTPase binding
Source: RefSeq, a predicted model, not a curated record
UUUCUGAGGGUCGGCAGUAUAUUUUAUCGAAAAGUCCGCGGUCACACUGUACUCAACUCUAACUGCGUGCAUAGCAAAAAAGAAAACAUUAAUUGUUUGUGUUUUUAUUCGCUUGAGCCAACGGGUGUGUUAGUUCUCGCUGAUUAAAGUUAAACAACAAUUAAAGUUCAAAGUGGAAAAUCAGUCAGAUAUCCAAUUUCUAGCGAAAACCGAGCAACAUGUUGCCAGACAAACCAAAUUAUGAGGCGAGAAAAUGGACGUAAUCAUUUAAACAAAAGGCGUGCGUGUGGAAUUCGCAAUCCCAGGCGUCAAUACCCAACCAAUUCGCAAACCGGCGGCUACCCGCUAGUCUGCCGCCCUCCCCACACAAACACGCGCCCGCUCCCGCAGGCGCACAGACAGGACAAGCAGACGACAGACACCAGCCCCUGCACGAAACAAGCUCUAUCUCCAUUAUGGAGCCCACUGCCGCGGGGAAUCUGCUGGAGAUCAUGGACCUGGCGCGCACUCUCCGCCAGGAGCAACUCUUCAUCCAGCAAGAGCAGACUGCCUUUGGCCAGCUGACGGGGGCUCUAGAGACCAAUGCAGGCACCAUAACAAAGUUGGCCUUUGUGUGUGCCCAGCAGAGACAGAUACUGAACGAGCUGCUGGUGGCCAGGAACGAUCACGAUCCUCUGUUGAGCUGCAGACGGGCGAGUGCCUACGACAGUGCCCAGUUUAUGGACGCCAAGCAGGUGCUGCCGUAUGAGCAUGCCCUGGCCUACGAGGAUCUCUUCAAUUAUCUGUACAAUACGCCAUAUUUGUUGGCCCUGUCGCUGGCCACCGCGGACCGGCUGUCGCUGCUCUCGAGCGGUCAAUUGGGGCAGAUCAUCAAUACGAUAGCUACGGGUCUGUAUGGGAAUGCCAUCAACACAAAGGAUGUGGAACUGCUGCUGAAGCUCCUGCGUGAACUGAUCGAAAUCCAGCUGCUGGGCAGCGAGCAGCCCCGACGCCUGCUCCGGACCAAUAGCAGCUCCUUUGCCCGCCUCUAUCAGCGGCUGGUGGAGAGCCUCUUUUCGGCAAGAAUCUUCCUUACAGCCGCCCUGCAUGCCCCCCUCAUGGGAGUCCUAAGCGAGCACGAUGUCUGGCUGGAUCUCGAUCCGCACAAGCUGAUGCAGAGUUUUAGCCAGAAGGAGCGCGAACGGCGCUUUGGACAGGCGGGGGAGGGGGAGCACGGCGAGGAGUACCAGCGGAAUGUGGCACGCUUCCAUGCGGAGACCCUGGGUAAACUGCACACCCACGCCCAGGUGUUCGUGAAGAGUCUGCAGCAGAGCUGGGCGCUGUUUCCCAGCUCCCUGCGCUGGCUCCUGCAGACGCUCAGCCAGCAGCUGCGGCAGACGCAUCGCCACAAAGAGCAGGAGAUCCGGCAACUGCUCACGGAUCUGGUAUUCACGCACUUUAUCUCCCCAGCCAUUGUCAGCGCCGACCUGGUGGGCAUUAUCGAUGUGAAUGUCAGCGAACGGAUGCGUCACAAUCUCAAUCAGAUUGUCCAGCUGCUGCAGCGGCUGGCCCUGAACGACGAAGGCAGCGAAUUGGUCCAGCUGAUGGAGCUCCUCAUGGUUGGCGAGACGGGGGAGGAUGUGGUGGCCAUACUGCCACAGCAGACGGACUUUGAGCGCUCUCAGCUGGCCAUCAAUCAAAGAGAGCUCUCACAGUUUGUGGAGUUCUUUCGGCUGCUAACGUCCCGCGAUGAAUACGAUGUCUCGGCCGAGGAGAGGCAGCGCUUGCAGCGCAUCUUGGGCAGGAUACCCAAGCAGCAGCAGCAAUCGCAGUCGGAACUGCCGGAUGCUACCGCAAACAGUCCGGAGAAGCAGCAAAACAACAACAACAAGAAGAACAACAACAGGAGUCUGAUGCGUCUGGGCAAGGCCAAAAAGAAGCUGGCCAAUAGCAUGAGCUUCAGCAACAGCAAUAGCAAUAGCAAUAAAAAUCUGCAGCCUGCAGUCGAGCAGUUACCGCCAUUGGCCAAUGGCCAGGCGAAUAGUUCCAACAUUUCCUCUGCUUCGAAUGGAGAUCUCGAGCAGUGCUCCAGCCACAGCGGCAGCAAUACGAGCCUUAGUUCGUGCGGUGCUGCUCCGGCUGCUCCUACUCCUGCCCCGACUGCUGUCACAAACGAUCAUCAAUGCUGCCCCCCGGAUGAGCCCGUGCUCAUGUUUAGCAUCUACAAUGCCUCCGCGAAGAGCAAACUGAAGCCCCUCACCGAGGAGGAGGUGCUCAAGAUGAACUGCAUAGGGCAGGAUGGCAGCAAUCUGCUGCCCACUGUGGCUUGCACUACUGGAGUGGUGGCACCCUCCUCGAACAACGAUGAUGUGAGCAGCCUGGAGGCAAUGCGACGGCCCCAGGAUGAUGCCUCUAUUGGCAAUUCGGAUAAUCUGGAGGCCAUCAGUGAGGCGGCGCAUUCGGUGGCCAGUUCGCUGGAUCUCGAAGAGCAACAAGAGCGGGAUGUCCACGAGAACGAAGACAAUCUCUCCGAUAUGGUGUCGGCGAAUGUCUCGGGCAGGGGCACACCGAAUAUCAGUGGCCGGGACACGCCCUCGUCCCAAGUGACGGACGGCGAUGGCGGUGGCGGGGACAUGGCCCACCAUCAUGGCCAUCACGUGCGUGCUGCGAAUCCACAAAUGCAAAAGAUGCUCCUCUCAAAGGCCCGCUCCGACAUCGACGAUAAGUUCUGCAAAUUUGAGUUGAAAAAGUUCGAGGGCGAUGAGAAUGUGAGCAUCAUUUCGGACACCUGGUCCACGGAUGUCCUGGCCAGCGAUUCGGAGAAUACCCUCGAUGCCACGGGCAGCGAACGGGGUGGCGAUCGGGGCGAUCGUGGAGACCGGGAUCGCGACAGAAACUUCUCCACGCCGCUAAUCCCCUCCGCUGUAGUCCUGCCGGGUGACAAUAAUUUCGUUGUGGAAGCCCUGGCCCGGGCCGGGGCUGGCGUGAUCUCUGGACCCCACAUGGAUGCCUCCGACCAGCGAUCGGAGAGCAACUGGAGCACCGAUGUGCUGGCCAGCGAUUCGGAGAAGCUGGCCGAAAUCGAUACGGAUGAUAAUGCCAGCAUCACAGCCAAAUCGGACAUUGGCCCUGGCUCGGGCGGUGGUGGCGGGGUGCCAGAGGCUGGCGGUGGUGGCGGUGGCGUAGGCGAUGACGACGAUGAGGACGAACAGACGCCGGGCAGCAGUGGCGACGGGGAGCCAGACCCAGACCCAGAUCCAGACCGAGAACGGCUGCGCAAUGGCAGCGAACGCAGCCAAGAGGAUUCGGCCUUCUUUGACGCCGUCAAUUCGUAUGAGGAUGCCCAUCACUUGUACCAUGGCGCCUCCUCGCUGGCCCGCAGUUCGGUGAGGACCAGCUACCAUGUCAUGGGCGGGGAGAGUAGCUUCCAGCAACAGUACAAAUCCAGCGGUGCCGAGGGCAUUGGCCGGAAGACCACACCGCUGAUGGGCACCUCCUGCAUGCGACGCCAGACCUCGGCGGAGAGCAGCAUUAGCAAUCAGAGCCUCAAUCUGGAGGAGCCGCCCCCGCCGCCACGAGCAUUGGCCAAGCACCAUCAUCAUCAUCAGCAUCGGGAUAGGGAUCGCGAUAGGGAUCGGGAUCGGGAUCAUCGUGAGCAUCAUCACAAGUCGGCGGCGCUGAAGAAAAAGAAACACCAGGAGCAUAAGGAGCAUCAGCAUCGAGAUCUUAUUGAUUUCAGUGAUUGCAGCGAGGACAAGGAUGAGGAAGAGCAGCCGCCAGGGCUCGUCCAACAGCUGCUGGACAUGUUCAACCAGGAGGAACAGCAGCAACAGCAACAGCAACAACAACAGGGCUGCUCCUCCCAGUCGUCCGUCGAGCAUCGUCGCAUCUCCAUGGAGCAGCGUUCACAGUGCAUCGAUGGGCGGCGGAAUGGCAUCCUGGCGGGCAGCAUGCGACGCCACCAGAGUCUCAAUUAUGAGAAUCAUGAGAUUAUGCUCAAUUCGAUGCUGCCCAAAACGGAUGACGACAAGCAAGAGCUGCUCCUCUGUGCCCAGACCCAGCAGCAGUUGCAGCUUGAGGAGCGAGCAGCAGCAGCCGAGAACAGUUGCAGCAACAGAGCCGGAGCCGGAGCCAGAGGCACAUCCAAGCCGCCCAGCAAGGCCACAGGGGCCAUACCAAAGAGCAUUAGCUUCGAUGCCAGUGCGGAUAAAGAGCAGCAGCCGUACCGGGAUAGGGAACGGGAGCGGGACAGAGAACGAGAUCGGGAACGGGACAGAGACAGAGAACGGGACAGGGAUAGAGAUCGAGACAGGGACAGGGAUCGCGAGCAUCAUAGUGCUGGCAUUUUCAACAAGUUGAAGCAGGGCUUCUUCAAGCAUCGCCGAGGAGGCUCAAGCAGCUCCAAGAACAAUGCCAUUGCCAUAGCCGCCCCAUCGAGCAUCAAUCCGAAUCCGAAUCCCAGUUCCGCAACAGAUCCGGGUGGCCGCAGUGUUAGCUUUGAUCCCAGUGCCGGUGCCUGCGUUAGCUUUGGCACCCACUACUGUGAUAGCAGCGAGGAUAUCCUGGCCAAGUACAGGCGCAAGGUGAGCAGCUCCAGCGAGGCAACUAAUUCGGAUUCAACGGGCAAUGGGGCUGGAGGAGGAGCUGCCGCGGCAGCGGCUGCAGCUGCAGCGCAUUUGCAUAAGCACGUGAACGGGGGACUACUUCCUGGCGUGGCCUUUGGCAGCGUGAAGCAAAAACUGCGCACGGUCCUGUCCAAGACGGAUCUGCAUAGCGGGGACUUUCGGCAGACGACGCCCAUGCGUCCGCUGGAUGCCACAACGCCGCUGCAGAUCUACUUGCAGAUCCAGCUGGCGCAGUGCAUUAGCCUGCAGCGGUUGCCGCAGAUCUCGCAUGUGGCCGAGGCGCUGCGUUGCCUUGAGCAGCUGGAGCGGCCGCAGCACGGCCAGCUGCUGGUGGAGCUGCAGCAUGACCUGCAGCGCAGGCAGAGCUAUCUGCAGUACCUGAUGCGGCAUCGCCAGCAGUUGCUUCUGCGCUCCGAGCAGCUCGAGCAGCUGGAGGUGCGGCUGAGGAGCGAGGCGCGGAGCUGCCAGCGCUGCCUGAUGCAAUCGUUGGUCCGGCUCUAUCUGGCCUGGGCCCGCCAACAGGACAAGCUGGAGCAGUUCCAAACAGAGUUUGGUCAGCUAAGGGCCAGCGAUGAGCGGGUGGAGCUGGUCGAGGAGUUUGUCGAGCAGCUGCUGCAGCAGUUGAUAACGAGCGCCGAUCUACUGGACGAAUGGCAGGUGGAUGCCGCACGGGAGGCCAUCGAACGGAUGCUUUUAGAGCUAAUGUACCAGCAGGUGAUGUUCCCCAAUGAGGAUGCCGAUGUCUCGCGCGACACCGUGCUCUCUGCGCACAUUGGCAAGCUGCAGCGGUUCGUACAUCCCGCCCAUCCGGCCUUGUGCAUUGCCCAGGAGUAUCUCGGCGAGGCGCCAUGGACAUUCGCCCAGCAGCAGCUCUGUCAUAUGGCCGCCUACAAGACGCCGCGCGAGAAGCUGCAGUGCAUUAUUAACUGCAUCUCUAGCAUCAUGAGUCUGCUGCGCAUGUCCUGCGGUCGAGUGCCCGCUGCCGAUGACCUGCUACCCGUGCUCAUAUAUGUCGUCAUAAUGGCAAAUCCCCCCUAUCUUCUGUCGACGGUGGAGUACAUUAGCUGUUUUCUGGGCAGGAAGCUCGAUGGCGAGAACGAGUUCUAUUGGACGCUGUUCGGUUCGGUGGUGAAGUUCAUCAAGACCAUGGAUUAUCUGGACUAGCUCUUUGUCAAAGGAUAUGCUUAUCCUCCACUUCCCACGAGAUAUUUUUAGGAAGUAUUUGCAUGUAGAGAUAGAGAUUACUUGUUCGUUCCCCUUCUUUAUUUUCUAUAUGUCUAUCGUAUAUAUAUCUCCAUGUAUGUGUAUGUGAAUGUAUGAUAUUUUUUGUUUAAAAAAAAGAAGAAAACUUGUUAAAACCUUAAACUUUAAGUUCCAUUGCGGCAGACGAGACAUAAUCCCACUCUUCUCUAUACUCGUACAUAUAGAUGUGUUCGAGAGACGUAUCGGAAGAUAACUAAAUAUUAAGCAAACCCAAGCUAAGAGGCCUCGCCUCAUCCAUGAUACUAUAUCUAUAUAUACACGAUAUGAUACAUCAUAAUGCAAUUGUAUAUUCAUUCUAAUGGCAUACCAACAAUAACUCUAGAGAGAGCCCUAUUCUUCUACAAUAUACAUACACUAUUGUACAUAUUUAUACAAGUACACAAGUAUAUCCCAUAUUUACGGUUUACCCUCUGUCAUAAGAAAUGCAACCUAAUAUUCCUUAUUGUGCAACACAAAAUAAUAAAAGAACAAAAGUAAAGCAAUCGGGAUGUGCGAGUUUGCCUCGACAUAAA